CAUUUUAAUGCUUCCUCUGUGCUGCUGCAGAACCAAUGCAAUGAGGUCAAGCCUGACGCUGCUGUGCUUGUUUUUUUAAGUGCAAUUUGGAGUGGCCUCCUGUCUUUGUCACUGGAGUUCUAGAGGUGUGAAAAGCUAAAACCGUUAUCUUGCCAUUUGUCUGGUAUCCUGCCUUGUGCCGUGGAGUUAGGGAUGGGAGGAGACAUACUGAUCAAUCAGAACUGUCUUUGUCCAAGUGUUUACUCAGAAUGUGAGCAUUAUGGUGAAGAAAAGAUGUUGCCAUCAACAUUAUAACACUGUCAUAGAAUUUCUCUAAAGACUAGGGAAUACUGCUGGUGUCGUGCAUUCUGGAAAUACCUAUUACUACAUAUACCACCAAGGCUUUGCAAACAGGAUGAACAUGCUGCUGUUGACUGCUUACUGACAGUAACUAGCUGGGCACUUCAUUCAUGAUGUUUUCAUUCUCACACUGUCUAACGGGAAUUUGCUUACACUGAUUUUUAAAAAGAGGAAUAAAUCAAAGUGGAGUACCGUAAACUUGACAUGGAAAAUAAAAAGAAGGACAAAGACAAACCAGAUGAAAGAAUGGCACGGCCUAGUGGGAGAUCAGGCCAUAAUUCACGUGGAACUGGUUCUUCAAAUUCUGGAGUGUUAAUGGUUGGCCCUAACUUCAGAGUUGGUAAAAAAAUUGGAUGCGGUAAUUUUGGAGAACUGCGGUUAGGAAAAAAUUUAUACACAAAUGACUAUGUGGCAAUUAAGCUGGAGCCAAUGAAGUCGAGAGCACCACAGCUACAUUUGGAAUACAGAUUCUACAAGCAGCUAGGAUCUGGAGAUGGAAUACCUCAGGUUUAUUAUUUUGGCCCAUGUGGCAAAUAUAAUGCUAUGGUGCUAGAGCUACUUGGACCUAGUCUGGAAGAUUUAUUUGACUUGUGUGGUAGGACAUUUUCUCUUAAAACCGUUCUUAUGAUAGCCAUACAGUUGAUUUCUCGUAUGGAGUAUGUCCAUUCAAAGAACUUGAUAUACAGGGAUGUAAAACCUGAGAACUUCUUAAUAGGACGACCUGGAAACAAAACCCAGCAAGUUAUUCACAUUAUAGACUUUGGUUUGGCGAAGGAGUACGUAGAUCCAGAAACAAAGAAGCACAUACCAUAUCGGGAACACAAGAGCCUUACAGGAACUGCUAGAUACAUGAGUAUAAAUACUCAUUUAGGAAAAGAGCAAAGUAGAAGAGAUGAUUUGGAAGCUUUGGGUCAUAUGUUUAUGUAUUUUCUCAGAGGAAGUCUUCCAUGGCAAGGUUUAAAGGCGGAUACGUUAAAAGAACGUUACCAGAAAAUUGGAGACACUAAACGAGCAACUCCUAUAGAAGUAUUGUGUGAAAACUUCCCAGAGGAAAUGGCUACUUACCUACGUUACGUAAGAAGGUUAGAUUUCUUUGAAAAGCCAGACUAUGACUACUUAAGAAAGCUCUUCACAGACUUACUGGAUCGGAAAGGCUAUACGUUUGAUUAUGAAUACGACUGGAUUGGCAAACAGUUGCCUACUCCAGUGGGUUCAAUACAUUCAGACCCUGCAAUGUCUUCAAACAGAGAAGCAUGUCAGCACAGGGACAGAAUGCAGCAAUCCAAAAAUCAGUCAACAGACCACAGGGCAGCUUGGGACUCACAGCAAACCAAUCCACAUCAUUUGAGGGCUCACCUGGCAUCCGACAGACAUGGUGGCUCUGUACAGGUAGUAAGCUCAACAAAUGGAGAGCUGAACACAGAUGACCCAACUGCAGGCCGUUCAAAUGCACCCAUCACAGCUCCUGCAGAAGUAGAAGUAACAGAUGAAACAAACUGCCAGAAAGUGCUGAACAUGUGGUGCUGCUGCUUAUUCAAGCGGAGGAAAAGGAAAACCAUCCAGCGCAACAAAUGACUAGAACCAAACAGAACAUGGGGAAAUGCUUAUUUUUUCAACUGUUGUCUUGUGAUCUUAAAAAAAACCCAACAACAAAACCCAAAGCAAAAACCUCCAUAAUAAAUACAUUUUCCAUGGACUCCCUGAAAAACAAUAUCAUGCCUCUGUGCUUUGAUUUGGUUCCUCUGCAUCCAUUUUCUGUUUCUUUAAUUCAUCUGUUCUGAAAGCUUUAAGAUAUUGUCACAUAGGAGUGCUUCUUUGACCAUCAACCUAUGGACCAUGAAAUGAUAGCAAAUGAACAGUAUCUUGAGCAAAACUGAACUUGAGGAGUAUUUCUUCUUUUCUAGGAAGUAGCAGUGUCUUGAUGAAGACGGAUGUCAUAAAUCAGUUAUUUGACUUUGUAGCAGUGUAUCUAAAGCAAUUUUCUUCAAAAAUGAAGAACAGGUACACAACCAUACUGCGAAAUAAUAAAAUCUCAAGAUUUAUUUUAUGAUUCUUGCAUUGUUUUUCUUCUUUUGCCCUCAGUAUUACUGGUUAGUCAGAUCGUUGCUCUAGUCAAGUUGUCACUGUCUAGAGAUACUGUGGUUGCAGGUUUAACUGUUGACAAUUGUCAAAAUGCUGGUGCUACUAACAGAAAGUAUUUUUAGUAUCCUCUCAGUUUGAAAACCUGCUUUUAUUUUGCCAACAAUGAAAAUUGCAGUACAGUAGAAAUUAUAAGUGUUUGUACAAAGAAUACAAAUGUUUGUAUAACUUAAGUUGUACAUCUGGUAAUGUUAACAAGACUGAAUUACCUUCAAAAGAGUUCUGCAGAGCAAAUCUGAUACUGAAUCUGGCUACAGCGGAAUAAGCCUUAAAGCCUGUAUGUUCACUAAGGUAGUUGAUGAUUAAUAGCAUCUUUAACUUGAAAAUACGGACGUGCCAUGUAAAGUUAGAGGUGUAUUAUUUUGCUCUUUAAUUUAGAAAACAAAUGCAAUGGAAAUGGGUUAGACUUCUGCCUUCAUUGCAUACUAGCCCAAAGCAUCCCAAAUUUCCUGCCUUUUUUUCCCCUGUAAUUUUCUUGUCUUGCAGUGUAAGCUCACUAGUAUCAUAGGAUGGCAAAGAUGUGUCAGAUGCUUCUCUACAGUCUGAUUAAGUGCUUGCAGUAUGAAGAAACCAAUAGUUCUAUACCCAAGGCCCAUUUUAUAUUUUCUGCUUCAGAAAAUAUAUGCUUCUUUUAAAGCCAUUAUGACAGAGUUGUGGUUUUGUCAUGUUUAAUGCCAGUUAUUGAAAAAGAGCUGUGGAGGAUGGAAACGACUAGACAGAUUUGUUGACCAAAACACAGGUUAUCUGUUUCUUUAGAAUUGUUCUAGAGCUAAGUAGCAUCUUUUUUCUUUCCACAAAUGUCUUUUGGCAUACUUAUUUAUUUUUAAUCUGUUUUGUGGUAACAUUUAAAAUGUAUAUAAAAGCAAAGGUACACCUUUGAAUUAAUCAUUGCAUUUACAAGGGUUUUAAUUUUAUUUUGUAAUUUAUUUUUCAUUAAGAGCCAAAAGUGUAUUUUAUUGUUUGGAUUAUGUGCUCAUAUGUAUACUUCGAUCUUUGUCAUUAUUACUGCUCAUGCUUUUAAGUUUUUGUUUUAGAAAACCUGAACUUGACCUACAAAAACACACUGUUGUAACAGGUCAUAAGUUUCCACUCCACCAGAGUGUGUUACUGAUUAUUUCAGACUCAUGAAGUUACUUCUCUGUUUUUAUUUCAGCUGAGAAGUAGGUCACAUGAUCAUUCUCUUAUGAAAACACAUCGCUCUUUGUAGUACUUGACCAAAUCUAUUGCUUGUACUUGUGGUAUGUGUAUUUCUCACACGCCUGAUGAAUUUUAUUCUUGGAGGUAUUUGAUCUCUACAGUGUUUGUAUGAUCUGUACUCCGUAACAAGACAGUAUGAAUAUUAUGGACAUACGAUGGUUGAAUAUAUAAAAGCUGUUUAUUUGCUGAAAUGACUAGCAAGGCACUUGCUUUUCAGUAAUUUUUUAAAGUUCUUGAUUUUAAUGCAAAAGGUUUUCUUCUAGUAAAGCAGUUGGCACUGAAUGCCAAUAUGACUUGCAUUUAUAUACUUUUUCUUCCCGUCUACAGUAAUGAAGUAAACAAUGGCUGGAU
Molecule: messenger RNA, 4026 nt
Organism: Ficedula albicollis (Collared flycatcher)
Lineage: Eukaryota; Metazoa; Chordata; Aves; Passeriformes; Muscicapidae
Gene: CSNK1G3
Product: casein kinase 1 gamma 3
Exons: 16
Coding region: 544-1914 (456 amino acids)
Biological process (GO): peptidyl-serine phosphorylation; endocytosis; signal transduction
Cellular component (GO): cytoplasm; plasma membrane; nucleus
Molecular function (GO): protein serine/threonine kinase activity; ATP binding
Source: RefSeq, a predicted model, not a curated record